This is a messenger RNA of Cavia porcellus (domestic guinea pig), 892 nucleotides long. Its product is annotated as glutathione S-transferase theta-3-like. The coding region runs from base 97 to 819 and encodes 240 amino acids. Gene Ontology annotation, molecular function: glutathione transferase activity. The transcript is spliced from 5 exons. Gene Ontology annotation, biological process: glutathione metabolic process. Gene Ontology annotation, cellular component: cytoplasm. The record is from RefSeq and is a predicted model, not a curated record. NCBI's taxonomy places the organism in Eukaryota, Metazoa, Chordata, Mammalia, Rodentia, Caviidae.
UCUUCUGGCUGUGUAUAGCAUUGGCUCCGCCCCUGUGUUCCAGUCCGCUGUUUUUUGUCGUCGACUCAGCCUCUAAGUCUGUCCGCCAGCCUCACCAUGGGCCUGGAGCUGUAUCUGGACCUCCUGUCCCAGCCCUGCCGCGCCGUCUACAUCUUUGCCAAGAAGAACGGCAUCCCCUUCCAGCUGCGCACGGUGGAGCUGCUUAAAGGCCAGCACUACACUGAUUCCUUUGCUCAGGUCAACUCCCUGAGGAAGGUACCAGCCUUGAAGGAUGGAGACUUCACUUUGGCUGAGAGUGUGGCCAUUUUGCUGUAUCUAAGUCGCAAGUACAAGACCCCUGAUCACUGGUACCCUCAGGACCUGCGGGCCCGAGCCCGGGUGGAUGAGUACCUGUCCUGGCAACACACGGCCUUGCGGAGUUGCUGCACACGGGCCUUGUGGCAGAAGAUGAUGUUCCCUGUUGUGCUGGGUCAGCCAGUGCCUCAGGAGACAUUGUCAUCCACUUUGGCUGACCUGGACAGUUGCCUGCAGCUGCUUGAGGACAGGUUCCUUCGAGACCAGGACUUCAUCACUGGUUCCCAAAUCUCUGUGGCUGACUUGAUGGCCAUCGAAGAACUGAUGCAUCCUGUCGGCGCUGGCUGCCAAGUUUUUGAAAACCGACCCAAGCUGGCCAAAUGGCGCCAGCGUGUGGAAGCUGUGGUUGGGGAGGACCUGUUCCGGGAAGCCCACGCAGUUAUCCUGAAGGUCAAGGACACACCUCCACUGGACCCGGCCGUGAAGGAGAACUUGCUGCACUCAGUGCGGAGUUUGUUACAGUGAGCAAGUGGCCUGGACCUGUGGAGCCACUGGUGUAAAAGCUGGGCUGUUGGAAUAAAGCAGUGGGGCUGCCUGA